UCCAACGGGACAAAGCUAAAUAAAUUGUAAUUUUUAUGAGUGUGAAAGUCUAAUUGUAUUUGGUGUGCGAAUUGCAUCAUAAAGAUAAUAAUACAGAUAAGAAUAAACUUAUUUAAAAAGAGUGGGAACUUGAACUUGAAGUUGCAAAAAUAUUAUUAUAUUCACUGAUAAUUCACUGAGUGCAUUGAUAUCAUCUCGAUUUUCAUCUAAGCGACUUGUUUUUAGUGACUAAUUGUUGUUGCAAUGAGCUCUUGGAAAGAUAGUAAAGAAAUCGAAAUAUUUCGGGAAUAUCUGCGAAUACCAAGUGUACAUCCAGAUAUAGACUAUGCACCCACGGUGGAGUUUCUGAAAAAACAGUCCAAUGACCUAGGAUUGCCAAUUGCGGUGCUUCAUCCCGCCAGUGUGGAGAAGCCAACAGUUGUAAUUACGUGGGUGGGGCAACAGCCGGAACUACCUACCAUUAUGUUGAACUCACACAUGGACGUGGUGCCAGUUUAUGCCGACAAGUGGAAACAUCCACCUUUUGCUGCCGAAAUCGACGAGGAAGGUCGUAUAUUUGCACGCGGGUCGCAGGAUAUGAAAUGUGUGGGCAUGCAAUAUCUGGCAGCCAUACGUGCGCUGCGUAAAAACGGCGUCACACUGAAACGCACAGUACAUGUAACAUUCCUACCAGACGAGGAAAUUACUGGUCCAAUGGGUAUGAAGGCCUUUCUGCAAUCUGAAGACUUUAAAAAACUAAAUGUUGGCUUCUGUUUCGACGAAGGCAUUGCAUCUGCCGAUGAGACAUUUCCAGUUUUCUAUGCGGAAAGAAGUCUUUGGCAUGUACAUUUCAUAAUUAGUGGCAAUGCCGGGCACGGUUCGCUGUUGCACAAAAAUACGGUAGGCGAAAAGUUGAACUAUAUUCUGAGUAAAUUGUUUGAGUUUAGACAACACGAAGUCGAUCGUUUGGAAAAAGAUAAAUCUUUGCAACUUGGCGAUGUCACGACCAUCAAUUUAACCGUUGUAAAAGGUGGUGUACAAAGCAAUGUGGUGCCACCGGUUAUGGAAGCUGUUUUCGAUAUGCGUUUAGCGUUGAAUGUAGACCACGAUGUUUUUGAUAGACAGCUCAAAGCGUGGUGCGAAGAAGCUGGCGGUGGUGUGGAAAUCGUAUAUGAGCAAAAAGAGCCGCAGGUUGCGGCUACAAAAAUUGAUAACUCCAAUCCAUACUGGUUGGCAUUUGAGAAAACUAUGAAAGAUUUAAACCUUAAAAUCCAACCACUUGUGUUUCCUGCCGGCACAGAUAGCUAUUAUAUACGCGGAUUGGGCUUGCCCGCCAUAGGUUUCUCGCCUAUAAAUCAUACACCCGUGUUGUUGCAUGAUCACGAUGAAUUCCUGCAAGCGGACGUCUACUUAAAGGGCAUUGAAAUUUACAAAAACGUUAUAUCGGCUGUUGCUAAUGUUGAAAAAUAAAAAAAUAACUGCAAUUCUAA
Molecule: messenger RNA, 1469 nt
Organism: Bactrocera latifrons
Lineage: Eukaryota; Metazoa; Arthropoda; Insecta; Diptera; Tephritidae
Product: aminoacylase-1-like
Exons: 6
Coding region: 244-1449 (401 amino acids)
Biological process (GO): amino acid metabolic process
Cellular component (GO): cytoplasm
Molecular function (GO): aminoacylase activity
Source: RefSeq, a predicted model, not a curated record